UGGGUUAUGUAUUCUUGUGUUUUGUGGCUAGUUGUGUUAUUAUUAUAUUGAAUUGAAACUACACGUAAAUAGAAAGAUCUGUCGUAUGUUAUCAAUCUUUUGAUUAAACUGAAUAUCAAAAGGAAAGGAUUAUCAAAAAAGCAGCAUGGAACAGCAAGUAAAUGUAUACCGUAAGAUGCUAGCAGUUGCAAUAUCAAGUAUUUUAUUAGAAUAUGGAUGUGAUACUGCGGAAAAGGAGGCUUUAGGAACAUUAACAGAAAUGAUACAAGCAUUUAUAACAGAGAUCGGUGCAUUAAGUAAAAGUUUUUGUGAAUUAAGUGGUCGAUGUGAACCUGUAAUAGCGGACGUUAUAUUAGGCUUUGUAGAAAUGGGUUAUGACUUCAGUAACUUGGAUGGUUAUAUCAAAUCUAACAAACACGCAGUGCUACCUGCACUACAGCCACAACAGCCCCAAAAGCAACUAAAUAUGUUAUCUGCAGGAACUAAACAACCUUUACCUCCACAUAUUCCACAACAUUUUCCACCGUUUCCAGAUCCCCAUGCUUACGUCAGGACUCCUACCCAUAAACAACCAGUUAUUGAUUACGAAUCUGUAAGGGAAAAAGCUGCUAUUCAGAAGCGGGAUAUUGAGAAAGCUUUGACUAAAUUUUUAGCCAAAACCAGCCCAACACAUAAUUUAUUUGAUACUGAUGAAGCAAACAUAUUUCCAUUGGUAGCAACGAAACCUGUAUAUCCACCUUACCUAAGUGCCCUGCUUCCCCAAGAUCAAAUCUUCGAUCCUGAAGAUUUAGAUUUUGAUCCAAAGAGUCAGAUAAUACAGCAGCAAAAGAAUCAUGAUAAAGCCAAGAAACGUAUUAAGCCCGAAAUUAAAAAGGAAGAGGAACCUGGAGAAUUAUUGAAUGAUUCCGUAAAAAGUAACGAGGAAAAUACGACCAGUAACAGUUAUAUCGAUAAUCCCUACUUAGCUGCAACAAAGUUACCUGCGAAUCAGGUUAUGGAUGUUUCAUGACAAGGAAAGGAAC
This is a messenger RNA of Anoplophora glabripennis (Asian longhorned beetle), 1022 nucleotides long. Its product is annotated as transcription initiation factor TFIID subunit 8. The record is from RefSeq and is a predicted model, not a curated record. The transcript has 5 exons. Bases 146 to 1009 code for a protein of 287 amino acids. Gene Ontology annotation, molecular function: protein heterodimerization activity. Lineage: Eukaryota; Metazoa; Arthropoda; Insecta; Coleoptera; Cerambycidae. Gene Ontology annotation, biological process: transcription initiation at RNA polymerase II promoter. Gene Ontology annotation, cellular component: transcription factor TFIID complex.